AUGGCUGAUGAGCAACGUUUUCAACAGAUCGAGGCUUCUGUCGAUCGAACAUGGGAGGAGCGCUCCGUUAAUCACGCCGACCUUGAGCGGCCCGCACGGAAUGGCGGCAAUGGAGGACCCACCAUACCUAAAUAUACAAAGCUGGAAUUUCCACGGUAUGAUAGAUCUAUGGAUCCGACAAGUUGGAUUAUGCGAGCAGAGCAAUUCUUCGAGUUUCAACAUACUCCCCAAGAAGAUCAAGCUCCAAUGGCAGCUUACCACCUAGAAGGAGAUGUCCAAUUUUGGUACCAGUUCCUUAAGGAGCAAGAAGAACCUGUCACUUGGAACCUUCUCAAGGAUGGUCUCCAUACCCGCUUUGGUCCGACCCAAUAUGAGGAUUUCUUUGUAGACCUUACGAAACUACGACAAGAGGGUAAUGUAAGGGAAUUUCAAAGUCAAUUCGAGAGGUUGCUAAGCCGCUUCAAGGGUCUGACAGUAGCACAACAAGUUAGUCUAUUUGUAAGUGGUCUUAAGGAGACCAUUCAGAUCGAAGUUAAGGCGGCUCACCCAACCACUUUAUCGGAGGCCAUUGGCUUGGCCAGAUUGUUCGAAUCCAAGAUGCAAGCCAACACCACCAUAUCAGCUAUGCCUGGAUCAACUAUGCCAAUACGCCGCCUGUCACCAACAGAAACGCAAAAAAGGCGAGACUAG
Macadamia integrifolia is the source of this 690-nucleotide messenger RNA. RefSeq lists its product as uncharacterized. The transcript has 2 exons. The record is from RefSeq and is a predicted model, not a curated record. The coding region runs from base 1 to 690 and encodes 229 amino acids. Lineage: Eukaryota; Viridiplantae; Streptophyta; Magnoliopsida; Proteales; Proteaceae.